Molecule: messenger RNA, 2270 nt
Organism: Phycodurus eques (leafy seadragon)
Lineage: Eukaryota; Metazoa; Chordata; Actinopteri; Syngnathiformes; Syngnathidae
Gene: rnft2
Product: ring finger protein, transmembrane 2
Exons: 11
Coding region: 403-1821 (472 amino acids)
Biological process (GO): positive regulation of ERAD pathway
Molecular function (GO): ubiquitin protein ligase activity
Source: RefSeq, a predicted model, not a curated record
UGCCGUAAGAAGCAUUCGCAACGAGCUCGGUCACAAGGACACCAGGACUCAUAUCUAGACAAAUAUAACAAGUUGUUAAAAAAAAUCUAACGCAGUACACAGCAAGAGCGUAGUUAUAUUUUACGAAAUGCGUAGCGGUCGUGUUUAUCCACUGGCGUUAGCAAAACAACUUGGCCACACAAUACGGAAGCGGCGUUAACGUCAAAUGCGAUUGGUCGAUAAGCAGAUAGGUGAUGACGUACGCCCGGAAGUUAUUGGCUAAAAAUAAUUGGAGUGGCAAGCGGAGCAUCUUUGACAGCAACAUAAUCAAGCUAGUUCGCCUUAAAUUAACAAUGAAACUCCAAGGAGGAGGACUCGUUGAUCGUAUUCAGGGCAGCUUCAUGUGAUGAGGAGCGCUGUGCCAUGCAGAGGAGACACAGUAGCAACACGGAUGGCAUGCCCGCAGAAAGGAGCCGUAGCCAAACUCUGGGAUCAGAGAGCAGUCUGGACGAGAGCGCCGUGUUCGACUGCUUGAAGCCCGAUUCGCCCGCAUUGCCCCAGCAGAUCUUUUCGGGUCUGGUGGGCGUCCCGUCCGGCGCUGUUUCCUCCGCCCAGUUCCAGGCGGCCAGCUUAGUGCUGGGCUCGCCCCCAGAGGUCUUCAUCCACAUGACGGCGUCAUCCCGAGAAGAAGGUGGCCCCCGUCGCCCCGAAGGCGGACCCUUCCUGGCUCGCCAGCCCCACCACAAUCACCACCCUCACCACCACAAUUUCCACCACCCGCCCCUGCAGCACAGGACCUCCUCUCUCCUGCAGCAAGCCACAGCAGCGGCGGUCGGCUCAGACAGGCACCACCAUGGCCCCCGGGAGGAGGUGGGCCUGGAGGACCCGUCCACGCCAGCACCAGCCCUCUCUGAGCUGAAGGCAGUGGUCACGUGGCUGCAGAGGGGCUUCCCGUUUAUCCUCAUCCUGCUGGCCAAAGUCUGCUUCCAGCAUAAGCUCGGUAUCGCAGUUUGCGUGGGGAUGGCCAGCACCUUUGCCUAUGCCAACGCCACCUUCAAACACCAGGUUUCGCUGCGGGAGGGGCGAUCAGUGCUGGUGGCCCUGUGGAUCGCGCUCUUUCUUUCAGGGAAUGUGGCAUAUAUUUACUAUGCCUUCAGCCAGGAGGAGCUCUACAACAGUAUGUCAGCCAUUUUGUGUCAUUUCUUUUGGCAGAGCUUCCGUGUGGUUUUUGUCCUCCUCUUGUUUUCCAAGCCCAACCUAGACGGGUUUGACUUCUUUGACCUCAUGUGGGUGGUGGGCAUCACCGACUUUGUCCUCAAGUUUGUCACCAUUGGGCUGAAAUGCUUUGUUCUCUUUUUACCUGGCAUCCUCUUGGCCUUCAAGUCCAGGGGCAAGUUUUACCUGCUGAUCGAGGAGCUGAGUCAGCUGUUUCGUGCACUGGUUCCCAUCCAGUUGUGGUACAAGUACAUUAUGCCAGAAGAGCCCUCGGCCAGCUACUUUCUGGGAGCCACGCUCAUUAUCAUCUAUAGCCUCUGCAAGUCGUUUGACAUCUGCGGCCGUGCGUCGACCCUACGCAAGGCGCUGGUGCUGCUUUGCUAUUCUCAGAGUUACGGCGUGCGGGCCGGCAGCCAGCAAUGCAGCGAGGCCGGUGACGUCUGCGCCAUUUGCCAGGCGGAUUUCCGUGAGCCCGUUGCCCUCUUGUGUCAGCAUGUUUUCUGCGAGGAGUGCCUGAAUUCCUGGUUGGACCGGGAGAGAGCGUGCCCGCUGUGUCGUGCCACCGUUGUGGAGACCGUCCGAUGCUGGAAGGACGGCACUACCUCCGCUCACUUCCAAAUCUACUAAACCUGCACAGUGAUUAAACACGUUAGAAAAAAAGUCAAAACAGUAUCCGAAAAUAGUUGUAAUACAAAUCACAAUGUGACGAGAAGUCAUAACAAUACGGAAAAAGUCAACAACACAAUAGUCGUCGUAAUGUUAUAAGAAUGAAGUCAGGAUUUUCAAAAAGUAAAAAAGUUGUCGCGUGAAAAGAAUACAAUUGUAAUGUUACAAGCACAAAGUCGUAAAACAUUGCUAGAAAUUGUAAUGUUAUGGGACUAAAGUUGGAGCAAUGCAUGAAAAACAGUUACGAAGUUUUGAGAAUAAAGUUGUAAUAUUAGGCAAAAGAAAAGGCGCAAUAUUACAAGGUUAAAGUCAUAAUGUUGUGAGACUAAAGUCCUAACGUUAUAAGAAUAAAGUCAUUUUAUUAGGCAAAAAAAAAAGUGCAGUGUUACGAGGAUGAAGUUGUAGCAUUG